Boeremia exigua is the source of this 925-nucleotide messenger RNA. RefSeq lists its product as uncharacterized. Lineage: Eukaryota; Fungi; Ascomycota; Dothideomycetes; Pleosporales; Didymellaceae. The coding region runs from base 298 to 702 and encodes 134 amino acids. The transcript has 2 exons. The record is from RefSeq and is a predicted model, not a curated record. Gene Ontology annotation, cellular component: preribosome, large subunit precursor.
CCUCGCCCACGCACGCCCGACGCGCCCAACGCCCUGCAGCGAGUCGCAGUCCAGCCCCCGCCGCCCCAGCAGUCCAGCGAGCCACCCGUCUCGUCGCCGUCUCUCGCGCUGCAGCGCACGCCCGCCGCCCGCAGCAUCGCAACCCGCGUCACCGACACUGCUCGCACGGACCCGGCCUGACUCGCCGCAAUCGAUUGCUCAAAAUUAUUCUACCGCCGCGCCUGCACUCCACCAGCCCUCGACUUCACCUCGCCCACCCUCACCCACCACCUCCACCACCCCCACCCACACCACACCAUGGCCAAGGGACUCCGCGCCUCCACCGAGCGCACCAACCGCCGCAAGCUGCGCGCCAACGUCUUCGGCCCCGUCGAGAAAGCCCGCGCCGAGCGCCUGCACGCGAAGCUGCUGGCCACCAUCAACUCGGAGAAGCCCGCGCCGCCCGCCAAGAAGGCGCGGGACGUCGAGGCCGAGAUCCAGGAGGAGGCUGCGAAGGAGCAGAAGGCCGACGAGGACAUGGAAGUCGAUACCGCUACCUCCACCAAGAAGCCCCACCGCAACCAGUCCGUCCCCCGCACCAAGAACGAGCGCGCCCGCAAGCCGCGCAACUCGAUUACCUUUCCCAAGUCCAAGGGCAAGGGCGCGCUGAAGCCCUUCACGGGGCGGAGUAAGAGCGCCAAGGGGCGGGUCGCGAAGAGGUGAUGGAGAGGAAUUGAGCGAGGGGGACAGUGGAUGCAUGAAAGGCGUUUGGGUGCAUUGCCGGCGUUUCUGGGAACCAAAAAGGCAGGGCGGGGGAGUGCUGUGUUCAGAAGUUGUCUUGUGUCGAAUGAAAACUGUCUUGCCACUGCACAUCUCACCCACACUGCACAUGCUUGGAUGAUAUCACCCCGACUCAACGAAUAAACAACACACGCGCUAAACCCAC